GAACUCCUCAAUAAAUACUUCCAGCCUCAUCCACUGCCCCCUCUUCUACGUUCACUAAACACACCCCCCCUUCUUCCAACCUUCACAUCCUCUCUUUCUCUCUCUCUUUCUCCUCAUUGGACCUCUCUUAAAUUGUAAGUCCGCGAUGUCGAAAAGAGCAAGUAAGCGAGUGAGUUUCAGUCCUGAUGUCAACGAUAAGCCAACAAUGCUUCUAAAACACGGUGGUUGUAGCAGAGCUUCCGGGCACAGGAGGAGGGUUGCUGUAAUUUGGAGUUUCAGGCUUCCCAGAAGUUCAAGUUUCUCGCCGGCGAGGUUUCUGAGGCGGCUUGGGGACAGGGUGGUUAGAGCUUUGCGUUUCAUGUCCAUGAGAAGGCGGUCUUCACGUAGAGUUUCUUCGUCGAGUUUGACAAGGUCAAGAUCACUGGUAGAUCCAAUUGACUCUCACCGAGCUGAAGCCAUAGAGGACUGCAUCGAGUUUUUAAAUUCUUCCGCCUGUUUUCAGCGGUCCAAUUCAGUUUCUGGGAGUUCUUGCUAGCGAUUUGGGCCAGUCAUGGAAGAGAUGUAAAUGGGAGCAACAAGGAAUUUAUGAUUCAUUCAUCAUAAGGAGUUUAAUAAUUUCUUAAAGAUCAUUCACAGCGUAAUUCGCAUGCAUUGUUUGGUGUGGUAGAUUACCAACAGUAGCAACCUAGUUUUAUGGAUCAUGCAUCCAUCGGAAGUCCUGUCCAUCCAGGUCAACGGCAAGUUUCCUCCUCCUGUUUUUGUUCUUUGUUUUCCAAAUGCAUUAAUUAAAAGCGCAAAAUAAUCCUAAAAGUCAA
This is a messenger RNA of Vitis riparia (riverbank grape), 815 nucleotides long. Its product is annotated as josephin-like protein. Bases 146 to 535 code for a protein of 129 amino acids. The transcript has a single exon. NCBI's taxonomy places the organism in Eukaryota, Viridiplantae, Streptophyta, Magnoliopsida, Vitales, Vitaceae. The record is from RefSeq and is a predicted model, not a curated record.